ACUGGCUGUGCUUUCUCCUGAAGGACUGAGGGAUUUUGUCUGCAGUAAGCUCAAACUGCUGUCAAAGAAUGAUCCAUGGUCAGAAAGAGUUGACUUCCUCAUUGAAGUCGUAGUUUCAUUUUUUGAGAAACGACAGUCUCAAAAAGAAGCCAUCAAUGCCCUUCCGCUUUACCCAAAUGAGCAGAUAAUGUGGGACGAAAGCCUUGUACCAAGCAUCAACUUCUCUGGGGAAGGGUGUCUGGCACUUCCAAAACUUAAUCUCCAAUUUUUAACACUCCACGAUUAUCUUCUUAGAAACUUUAACCUCUUCCGUCUUGAAUCUACAUAUGAAAUCCGCGAGGAUAUUCAGGAAGCCGUGCCACACCUCCUUCCUUACAUUAACAAUGAAGGGCAAACUGCUUUUCGUGGUUGGUCAAGAAUGGCUGUACCAAUUAAAGAAUUCAAGAUUAGUGCGGUAAAGCAACCAAAUAUUGGAGAAGUCAAACCAUCAGCUGUGAAAGCAGAAGUUACUUUUAGCAUUUCCAGUUAUAGAGCACAAAUAAGAUCAGAAUGGAAUGCCCUUAAAGAACAUGAUGUUCUCUUUUUACUUACUAUUCGUCCUUCAUUUGAGCCUCUAAGUGUAGAUGAGGAUGCCAAAGCAACUGUGCCGCAAAGGCUUGGGCUUCAAUAUGUACGCGGAUGUGAAGUCAUUGAGAUUCGUGAUGAGGAGGGAACUCUCAUGAAUGAUUUUACAGGGAGAAUCAAGCGGGAUGAAUGGAAGCCUCCAAAAGGUGAACUAAGAACUGUAACCAUUGCGUUGGAUACAGCUCAAUAUCACAUGGAUGUUAGUGAUAUUGCGGAGAGGGGCACAGAAGAUAUUUAUGGUACAUUCAACAUAUUGAUGAGGAGGAAACCCAAGGAAAACAAUUUCAAAGCAAUCUUAGAAUCUAUAAGAGAUUUAAUGAAUGAAACUUGUAUUGUACCUGAUUGGUUGCAUGACAUAUUUUUGGGUUAUGGGAAUCCUGCUGCAGCACAAUGGACUAACAUGCCUGAUCUUCUGGAGACAGUAGAUUUUAAGGAUACUUUCCUUGAUUCUCAUCAUGUCACAGAGAGUUUUUCAGAUUAUCAGAUUUGCUUUGUAAAUUCGGAUGACACCGAAAAUUUACAGCCAAGACCCCCCUUUCGCAUUAGGCUUCCCAGAAAUCUGAAAGGCAAUCCUCAUGGUCUUCCUGGAAAUGUGAAGUCCACCAUUGCUCCGGGGAAUGCUGAUAGUAUGGUGAAUGGCUGUCCAGAGAAAGAAAUACUUACCGUGGAGGCCUAUAUCGCUCCUGACCCGGGUCCAUACCCCCAAGAUCAACCAAAGCAAAACUCCGUUAGAUUUACUCCCACGCAGAUUGGAGCAAUCAUCUCAGGUAUUCAGCCUGGAUUAUCUAUGGUUGUGGGUCCACCUGGAACAGGAAAGACUGAUACGGCUGUGCAAAUAUUAAAUGUGCUUUAUCACAAUUGUCCUUCUCAGAGAACAUUAAUAAUUACUCAUUCAAAUCAGGCUUUGAAUGAUCUUUUUGAGAAGAUAAUGCAGAGGGAUGUGCCUGCUCGCUAUCUUCUUCGACUUGGUCAAGGUGAACAAGAAUUAGCUACUGAUCUUGACUUCAGCCGUCAAGGCCGUGUGAAUGCAAUGCUCGUUCGAAGGUUAGAAUUGCUUAGUGAAGUAGAACGCCUUGCGAGAUCUCUCCAGUUGCCUGAGGAUGUAGGUUAUACUUGUGAAACUGCUGGGUACUUUUGGUUGCUUCAUGUCUACUCACGCUGGGAACAAUUUCUAGCUGCUUGUGCUGAAAAUCAAGAUAAACCAACAUUUGUUCAGGACCGCUUUCCCUUUAAGGAGUUCUUCUCAAACACCCCUCAGCCAGUGUUUACAGGUCAGUCCUUUGAGAAAGACAUGCAUGCAGCUAAGGGGUGCUUUCAACAUCUUAAAACUAUGUUCCAAGAGCUUGAAGAGUGUAGGGCAUUUGAAUUGCUGAAGUCAACGGUUGAUCGUGCAAAUUACCUAAUGACCAAACAGGCAAAGAUUGUUGCAAUGACUUGCACGCAUGCAGCUUUAAAAAGGAAGGAUUUUCUUCAGUUUGGCUUCAAGUACGACAAUUUGUUGAUGGAAGAAAGUGCACAAAUCUUGGAGAUUGAAACUUUUAUCCCGAUGUUGCUCCAGAGGCAGGAAGAUGGCUAUGCUCGGCUUAAACGAUGCAUAUUGAUUGGUGAUCAUCACCAGUUGCCUCCUGUUGUGAAGAACAUGGCUUUUCAGAAGUACAGUCACAUGGAUCAGAGUCUAUUCACAAGGUUUGUUCGUUUAGGAAUUCCUUAUAUUGAGCUCAAUGCCCAGGGUAGAGCCAGGCCAAGUUUAGCCAGACUUUACAACUGGAGGUAUAGAGAACUUGGGGAUCUUCCUUAUGUGAAGGAAAAUGCUAUUUUCAAUCGCGCAAAUUCUGGAUUCUCCUUUGACUAUCAGUUAGUAGAUGUGCCUGAUUACCAUGGGAGAGGCGAGAGUGCCCCUUCUCCUUGGUUUUAUCAAAAUGAGGGAGAGGCUGAAUAUAUCGUCAGUGUCUAUAUGUACAUGCGCUUGUUGGGGUACCCUGCAAAUAAAAUUUCCAUUUUGACGACUUACAAUGGCCAGAAACUUCUGAUCCGUGAUGUUAUUAACAGAAGAUGUGCUCCGUAUGGCUUCAUUGGUCCACCAAGCAAGGUUACCACGGUCGACAAGUUUCAAGGUCAGCAGAAUGAUUUUAUUUUGCUGUCUCUUGUGCGUACUCGUUUUGUGGGCCACCUUCGUGAUGUUAGAAGAUUGAUUGUGGCCAUGUCCCGUGCAAGACUGGGGCUUUAUGUUUUUUGUCGCCGUUCUCUGUUUGAACAAUGCUAUGAACUACAACCUACAUUUCAAAUAUUGCUCCAGCGGCCUGAUUGCCUUGCAUUGAAUUUGAAUGAGGUCACAUCAUCAACAGUUCGUCAUGUUGAAGACACUGGACCAAUUCAACUUGUCAGUGGUCUCGAAGAGAUGGCGAGCAUAGUCAAUUACAAAAUACAUCACAUGUAUCAGGCACAAAUGAUGAGUCAUCAGUAUGACCAGUUUUCAGCUUAUUCAGACCGAGAGGCUUCCACAAUUAGUACAUCUGAGCAAAACGACCUGCAGGGUUCAAUGAUGGACACUGAUACAUCUGCCUCUGCAGAUGGUGCACAGGAGGAUAUGCCACCUGAAAGUAAGUUGGAUGAAACUACACUAGUGGAACCCCUUGCAAGUGUAAAUGUUGACUUGCCACUUGAGAGUCGAUCAAAUGGGGAAAUUGAUGAGAAAGUCUUGAUUGACGACAAAAAUGCUGUGGCACACGAAUCCGCUUCAAAUGAGGAAAGCAAAAUGGAGUAAUCUGAUAAAGAGUGGUAACUAUAACUUCUCUAGAACCAUGGAGCCUUGAAUCAGUUCAGGUUCCUAGGAAUUUAUGUCAAAGUAUCCCAUUUGAGGGUGAUUUUUAUUCAAAUCGUAGCCAAAAUUUUGCGGGCUGAUAACGAACUUAUCAUUUCCAUAAUAUCUGGGUCGACGCGAGAAUGCCAUGGGCCAGAGCACGAGGACUGAUUACGGGCAUGAAGUAAACAAGCGGUAAGCAUUUGCUGCUGUGGUUUUUACUGUGCAUAACUCAAAUUAAGAUACUGUGUAAUGGUGUACGUCUUAGCUGCUUCUAUUCGGGGCUAAUUGUUUAUGUAAAAACUGUGAUUUUUGUAAUGCCAUUUCUUAUCUCAAAACUAGUCGUGUCUCAUUCCUUUUUUUUUUUUUUUU
Messenger RNA from Ilex paraguariensis (yerba mate), 3796 nucleotides. The record is from the annotation of a GenBank genome assembly. Lineage: Eukaryota; Viridiplantae; Streptophyta; Magnoliopsida; Aquifoliales; Aquifoliaceae.